AUGAAUGGUGACGACAAUGCUAAUAAACGUCAAAUAGCUAUUACUAGACGAGAUGAGCUUGACCAUCCUCCAGAAGUUCUGGAUCAGAAUUCAAGGAUCUGCAUCAAUUGUAAUCGCAUGAUCAUUGAAGAAAUGAAUAUGAUGGAUGCUGAUCCUGGAUUUUUGCGACUGAAUGUUGUCACGCAAACAGCAUCUCAGACUUGUAUCAUUUGUAAUAACCUAAAUGAGAUUCAUAGAUUAUCAUUAGAUUGUCGGAUUCAAGUAUUUAUAAAACGCAAUAUUUAUAUACCAGAUAACGUGCGCAGUUGUGCGCAUCACCUUGAUAAUGAUGGCUUAUUUUUCAAUAUUCUUUUGUUAGGUUUACAGUUCAUCAACAGACCUUACAUUAUCAGAGGACAGCAGUUACAAGUCUUUCUUCAAGGACUUAGGAACGUCGCACUUGAUAGGGGAACAGGUAUAGACUACGAUAAGUUGACUGAUGAGGAGUUUGAGUGUUUGUCCUCAAUCAAUAAACAACAGUUUGAAGAACUCCUAACUUACUGUGAUCCUGUUGUUCAAAAUGGAAAGUUGAGACACGUCGGCAGGACAGAUUUAUUGAUAUUCUUAUGCAAAAUGAGGCAAGGCCUGAGCGAUGAGUUUUUGAAAGUCAUUUUCAACCAAUCAAGUAGGCAAAAUGUUAGUUCUAUCAUUGAUUAUGUCAAGUCCUCGUUGCUACUAAGAUUUGUUCCAGAAAAUAUCGGGCCUGGAUCUAUAACUAGGGAGCAAUUUGUACAUCAACAUAUAACAGAGUUUGCAAAUGAGCUCUACAACCCUGAACCUGCAGAAAGAAGAGAAAUAGCCGUGAUUGACAGUACGUAUGCCUACAUUUAUAAAAGCUCAAACUUCCGCAUGUUACGACAGUCAUACUCUCUUCACAAAAACCGUCACCUUUUGAAACCAACCCUAGUAGUAGCGCCGGAUGGUUAUAUCCUAACCAUUUUCGGUCCAUAUUUUUCAGAUGCUCGAAAUAACGAUGCCAAAAUUCUUCGCGAAGAGUUCGAGAGAGAUGCUGAUGCUUUGGCAAACUGGUUCCAAAAUGGUGACAUUGUUUUAGUGGACAGGGGCUAUCGCGAUGCUGUACCUUUAUUGCAACGUCUCGGUAUUGAACACAGAAUGCCUGCUCUAUUGCAAUACGGGCAAAGACAGCUUACGACUGUAGAUGCAAAUGAUUCUAGGACCGUAACGAAAAAUCGCUGGGUAGUUGAAGCACGUAAUGGUCAUAUAAGAAAUAUUUUUAAGUUUCUGGCCCAGACAAUAAAUCUGGAGUACGCGAAGCAUCUUAAUGCCUAUUAUCGUAUAGCUGGAGCUAUCAUUAAUAGAUACCACCCUGUUCUUAUAAUGCAAGGUGCAGAUGCUGCACAGGCCAGAGAGAUCAUUCGAAGAUCAAGGAUGCCCAAUGUUGUGCAAGCGAGAGUAGAGGUAGAAAACUUAGUUCGGAGAAAUGGCCAGUGGCGAAGAUUGAACCAGGAAGCUGUGGUAGAUUUUCCAAUAUUUGAUUUGGACUACCUUAGAGAUCUGACUAUCGGCACUUACCAAGUGAAUCUUUCACCUUCAUAUGUUCAAGAUAAAGUAGUAAGGGAUAACGAUGAGGAAUUUCAGCUUGAUCAAAAUAUUAAUGAGCCAGGAUUCUUGCGUAUACGAUUGUAUUCAAGAUUCCGCAACGCUACCAGGCACCAGAUUUUUAUAUCAUAUGCAGUCCAAGAUGUAGACAAUGAAGAUCGUCAGAAUGACGAAGAUACAAUUCUGGGCUACUAUUGCACUUGUCAAAGUGAGGCACGUACUCUAGGUACAUGUGCAUACGUUGCUAGUGUAUUGUGGUAUUUGGGAUAUGCACUGCAUCAAGAAAAUAUUAGACACCCUGAUGAUUCAUUACUGAAUACUACAUCCGAUGCUGCGAACCGAGGUAAUCAGCAUAAUGAAAUAGACAUAGUGGGUGAAUAA
Messenger RNA from Phymastichus coffea, 1980 nucleotides. RefSeq lists its product as uncharacterized. The transcript has a single exon. The coding region runs from base 1 to 1980 and encodes 659 amino acids. The record is from RefSeq and is a predicted model, not a curated record. NCBI's taxonomy places the organism in Eukaryota, Metazoa, Arthropoda, Insecta, Hymenoptera, Eulophidae.